AUGGUCUGGACUUUCUUCCCUCAAGGAGAGGUACACAAAUGUGAAGAAAUGCAUGGUCUUCUGCUCUUUGCUCAGGAUGACUCUCAGCGCAUCACCACUCGGCCUAUUGUGCCUCGACACCAAGGUGGAGAUAUAUGGAUGGAAGUGGAUAAGCUGCCCCGUGUUUAUGGAGAGGGUCAAAUAAUAACAACCAAUAAAAUCUUAUUCCGAGGGAAGAUAAAGGUGACGUGGAAGAUGCAUACUAAGCCCUUGUUGCGGUCACUGGACAGGGAGUUGGCAAGAUUACCGCCGCUCUCUCAAGUUUCGCCAAGAAAACUGGGUCGUUCAGACGUCGGUGAUUUGGACUUGGAUUAUAUCAACCUGAAAUGGCCCACCUCCUUGGAUGAUCCUUUGGGAAAGCCAGAGUGUAUGAGCAAAAGUAUCGACGAGGUGGUUCGAAGUAGUUCAAAAAUGUGCAUGACCUCAGCGGGCAGACUGAGGGAACUCCACGCCACCCAGUUUCAGCCGCAUAAGUUUACGCUUUUGCUGACGGGAAAAGAAUUGUAUUUGGAGAAGCGACCCACCCAAAAGUUGUGCUCUGAGAAGACGCACAACAAAAUUUGA
Messenger RNA from Darwinula stevensoni, 603 nucleotides. Lineage: Eukaryota; Metazoa; Arthropoda; Ostracoda; Podocopida; Darwinulidae. The record is from the annotation of a GenBank genome assembly.